ACACGUUUCCUAGCAUCCAUAAUUAUGUUAGUGAUAUUUGUACCCCCCAAAAGAUGUCAGCAUCCUAAUGUCCUUAUUCUUCUGCAGAAACCCGCAGCCCGCACUAGCGGAUCACAAAAGAAACUGUCUUGAACCUGCCAAAGCAAAAUGUCAUGUCCGAAUAAUAUAGUACCCAGUAAUUUUCUGAUGGAUUCUAUAACGAGUGGAUCAUCUUCCUUCAGGAGUGAUGUUUAUUCUAGCAAUACUGGAAUGUACAUCCAUCCAGAUCGUGAAUGCGGAUAUUCAAUGAUGAAAAACAUUGGGAAAAGACGAUCUCCCCUCUCCAAAAAUGACGAGGUACCUCCGAGCGUCAUGACACUUAGUGGCGUCCAGGAUGCGCCUUACAUGUCCACGCAUAUCUCCACUUGGGGUGUGAGCUGCAAAACUAGCAGGGACGAGCAACCUGUUGCCCAUUGUUUACAGCCUUGCUCAUUUCCAGCGAGCAACGUGAAAGAAGAGGCUUUUUGUUACCUUUAUCAGAAAGACAGCAGCAUAGCCAAAGGGACAACAGAGUCAGCCACAUACAUCCGGCUUGGAGACAACAGUCGCCCGACCCAGCAGGCAACCUCGGCGGCCGACCGUUUCCAGGCGACCCAGGUGUACAAUGCCGACAGGCCUCAGCUCAACGACCAAUUCCAAGCUGGCUUUGCUCUGACCCACUUGGCGGGAUCUGUGGACUCAGAAGUGGAAUCAACAAUAAGCAGUGACAAAUUAGACAAGGAGAGAGCAAAGGACUUGUCAGAAAAUGAGAAUGAAGACGGCAGAAAGAAAGCUAAGACAGACAGCUAUUCUGAUAAUUCCGGCGAAGAAUUGCAAGAUAAUUCAUUCACAGAAAAAGCAGCAGGGAACUGGUUAAACGCAAAGAAUGGAAGGAAGAAACGUUGUCCAUACACAAAGUACCAGACGCUGGAGCUCGAGAAGGAGUUUUUGUUCAACAUGUACUUGUCUCGGGAGCGCCGCCUUGAGAUCAGUCGCAGUAUCAACCUGACCGACAGACAAGUCAAGAUCUGGUUCCAAAACAGACGCAUGAAGCUGAAGAAGCUCAAUAGGGAGAGUCGAGAAAGGGACCACAGUGCCAUUUACAACUACAGUUGAACACUUUAAACACACACACACACACACACACACACACACACACACACACACACACACACACACACACACACACACACACACACACACACACACACACACACACACACACACACACACACAUACAUUCACACACAAUCACACACACACACACACACACACACACACACACACACACACACACACACACACACACACACACACACACACACACACACACACACACACACACACACACACACACACACUAACAGACACACUAACAGACACACAAACACGCAUACACACACUCACUCACUCACUCAUUCACACACACACCAACCCACAAACACACACACACACACACACACACACACACACACACACACACACACACACACACACACACACACACACACACACACACACACACACACACACACACACACAUAGUUUACACCAAACUAACUCAGUCAAUCAUUCAAACUAGGUGUUAACUCAAAAAUACAGAUAGUGUGCCUUCCUCGAUAUUAGGCCUACCAGAUAUUUAACACUGCUACUCAAGACCUGGGACCAUUGCUUCGCUCCAUCAGUUUAAACAUUGAGGGUGUCAUUAUAAUGCACAUAAUGUCAACAUUAAAAUGCAAGUCAUUUAAAUGCCCUUGCCCUAUAGUGGAGGGAGUUGUAUAGUGUAGUUAUAUAUAAGUUUGGCACAUUACCGGAUUUCUUGUUGAUGGAUGCUUUUGUUCUGCUGCAUCCGUUAUAAUGUAACGUAUUUUCUGUGUGGUUGUCAUAAUGUGUAAUUUGCAUGCAUACAACUACGCAACUCGAAUCAGAAAACAAUAAACGCAAUGGAAGUAGAACGAUAUUGCCAAAUUUGUCCUUCCCUCAU
This is a messenger RNA of Gadus chalcogrammus (walleye pollock), 2002 nucleotides long. It is a transcript of the gene hoxc10a, whose product is annotated as homeobox C10a. Gene Ontology annotation, molecular function: DNA-binding transcription factor activity, RNA polymerase II-specific; RNA polymerase II cis-regulatory region sequence-specific DNA binding. The record is from RefSeq and is a predicted model, not a curated record. NCBI's taxonomy places the organism in Eukaryota, Metazoa, Chordata, Actinopteri, Gadiformes, Gadidae. Gene Ontology annotation, biological process: regulation of transcription by RNA polymerase II. Gene Ontology annotation, cellular component: nucleus. The coding region runs from base 148 to 1134 and encodes 328 amino acids. The transcript has 2 exons.